AUGCCGGGCCCCUUCGAUUCUUCGCAUCGCCGCGGCAGAAGCUGCACUAGGAGUGUCAGACGUCGCCGCCCUACGUCUCUCACUUCUGCCUCCGGCGAUGAAUCGCCUUCAACUUCUGAACGAAAGAAGCAAGAUCGUUCGCAGUCCGACAAGCAGGACGUUGCCGUACCUCACAUAAACGUCCAGGCACCCACUCCUCCGCUAUUGCAGCGUAACUUAUCGGAUUUGGAGGCAGAGUACAAUGACCAGUCUUACCGUGCACGCCAGUCUAAUGAUAAAGGUAAAGGAAAGGGCAACGUCCUGCAAAAGGAAAAAGGAAAAGAUGAUUCGAACGUGAAGGUUCGCAAAAAUCGCUGCACUCACGUCCAUCACCAUCAUUACCACGUCCAUAACCACGCUCAUCACUACCAUAUUCAGGACGACAAACUGGUGGGUGAGCCCAUCCACGAGGUAGAGCAUUCAAUUUACUGUGUUCUGCCCUUUGACGAGUCGGAUCCUUACGCAGCUGUGAGAUACAACAACGAGCACCACCAAAAGCACUUGGACCAGCACAAAGACGUGGAAAAGCAGAAGCAGUUCCAGCCUAGCUACCCGAACCGUAACGGCAAUGGCAACGCUUUCCAAAACUCGGGCCCCUCUCAACAGCAGCAGCAGCAGAAUCAGGACCGCCCUCAGCAAAACACUCUUUCUGGCUCUACAAUUACGCGAGUUCCCGCUUCCGCCCCUGUUCAAGCCCAAGCUCAAGCUCAAGCCUCAUCCGCCUCUCACCCCAGCAGCACCCUUGCCCGCACUUACUUCUCACAAACUUUAUACAGUCGCCGACCCGAACGAACUCCCGGCGUUCCUGUGACGCAUCCGUACCGCGAGAACCUGGAAGGUAACAGUGCUGAUGAAGAGAAUUGGAUCCCUGCUCCCGGUGCUUCGUACAGCGCGUCGGCCCUCGCGAGGGCCGACGACGAAGCCAGCGCCAUCGUCCAGGCUCAGGCCCCGCACCCCCAGACCCCGAGCCCUUCCGGCUCCCACUCCACGCUGACCACGAUCUCCCGCGGCAUCGUGUACACCGGACGAGAUCGCGACGAUCUCUACCGCUCCAGUGACGAGGCGGCAGCCAAGAAGGCAAAGAAGAACAACGGCAAGAAUCGCAAGGGUUUUCGUGCUUGGCUCGCUCGUCGUCUGAGAGGCUAA
Daldinia caldariorum is the source of this 1185-nucleotide messenger RNA. RefSeq lists its product as uncharacterized. The record is from RefSeq and is a predicted model, not a curated record. NCBI's taxonomy places the organism in Eukaryota, Fungi, Ascomycota, Sordariomycetes, Xylariales, Hypoxylaceae. The transcript has a single exon. Bases 1 to 1185 code for a protein of 394 amino acids.